Messenger RNA from Peronospora farinosa, 1011 nucleotides. NCBI's taxonomy places the organism in Eukaryota, Oomycota, Peronosporomycetes, Peronosporales, Peronosporaceae. The record is from the annotation of a GenBank genome assembly.
AUGGUCCUGACCGUAGCGUUUAACGCUGCUGUCUUCCUCGUCUCCGUGGCACUGACGAUAGGUUUCGUGCUGCUAGCUGCAUGGAUCUACGCCCCUAUUGCCGAAGCCAAGAGACUUGCAGAGGAAAUCGAUCCGGUACAGGAAGUCACAUACAAAGACCCAAAUGAUGACAACAAAGUAUUUCCAUUUGGGUCUUUAGGUGAUGAAGAUGCGGAGAUAUUAUUGACGGUGAUUAUUCCAGCGUAUAAUGAAGAGGACCGUAUUCUAGUGACGAUUGAAGACACUGUGGCAUUUUUGGACGAAAAGAAGCAAAAGGACCCGUUGUUUACAUACGAGAUCAUUGUAGUCGAUGAUUGUAGUCUAGACAAUACAGUGGACGUGGUCCUGACUCAGGUACAAAAGUACUCUGUCGACCGGAUUCGACUUUUGAAGCUGCAAAAAAACCAUGGCAAAGGAGGAGCUAUUCGUAAAGGUGUCAUGCGUGCACGUGGUGAACGAGUGUUGUUUGCUGAUGCAGACAAUGCUACAGAGAUUAAAGACUAUGACAAAUUGGCGCUUGCAUUGGAGAAAGCUCAAUCAUUAGGGAACAAUGGAGUUGUUGUGUGUGGUAGUCGUGCACAUUUGGAAGAACAAGCCAUUGCUACGCGUAACCCGCUCCGGAACUUGUUGAUGCACGGGUUCCACUUGAUUGUGUCGACGCUGUGCAUUAAAAAUGUGCGCGACACGCAGUGUGGGUUUAAGCUCUUUGACCGCACUGCGGCACGUGUGUUGUUUGCCCCGAUGCAUAUAGAACGAUGGGCUUUUGACGUUGAAUUGCUGUACCUCGCUGCCAACAGUAAAAUGACAAUCAAGGAAGUCGCAGUACAGUGGACGGAGGUACCAGGGUCCAAACUGAGUGUCAUCUCGGCAACUAUUACGAUGCUUCGCGAAAUUAUUCUCAUCCGUUUGUGCUAUUCUGUCGGCAUUUGGAAAAUCACCGAUGGUGGCUUCCGUCUUGCCAAACGAUCGUAA